Molecule: messenger RNA, 1824 nt
Organism: Alternaria atra
Lineage: Eukaryota; Fungi; Ascomycota; Dothideomycetes; Pleosporales; Pleosporaceae
Exons: 2
Coding region: 1-1824 (607 amino acids)
Biological process (GO): regulation of transcription by RNA polymerase II
Molecular function (GO): RNA polymerase II cis-regulatory region sequence-specific DNA binding; DNA-binding transcription factor activity
Source: RefSeq, a predicted model, not a curated record
AUGGCUGCCUCGACGCGAGCAAUCACGCCGACGCCUACCGGCCCAUUUACCACUCACAAUGGGCCCAAUACCCCAGGAUCCGCCGCGCGCAACUCUCACGGCGGAGCAACCUUUGGAACCCAUCUCACAAAGUCGCCUGGCGGUCUUUCACCGCGACUCUCGCCGCAGCCGCUCACCGGAGCCGCUGCCAUGGCUGAUGAGCGCCGCUUCCGCGAGCAGUCUGCGCGACAGAUGAGCCCUAAUCCCGCUGUCGCCGCGCUGCAAAGCCUGAAUGGCAGCGUCCAGCCGAUAAGCCACCCUUCGGACGCUCCACAACAGUCGGCAUCGCCAAACAACAAGGCCGACAGGACGACGAAGCCGCUCAUCACCAUUCCCGAGCAGAUCAACGUCACAGGCGACAACAUGCAGACGAGCCCAGUCAGCCUCUCGAGUUUUGGCGAUGGUGACGCGCCGAACGCGCCGGGUGCUUCUGCUGCGGAGGGUGCCUCAACCAGUAAUACAGGUCGCGAGGGCGCGCCCCAGCAACAACCACCCCAGCACCAUCACCAGCAUCACCACCAGCUCAUCGCCCCAAACCCUGGAGAUAACCCGGGCAACCGCGCCUUCACAUUCCCUGGGCCAUUGCCUCCGGAGCCAGACCCACGCGCCCCGGCUCGCCAAAUGAGUCUUCCGGGAUACGGUCAAAACACGCCCAAAUCGCCUUCCACAAAGCGUCACAAAUGCCCAUAUUGCUCAACUGACUUUACUCGCCACCACAAUCUCAAGAGCCAUCUACUAACCCAUAGCCAAGAAAAGCCUUAUGAGUGCCCCACCUGUCAGGCGCGUUUCCGUCGUUUGCAUGAUUUGAAACGCCACACGAAACUGCAUACUGGUGAGCGUCCACACACGUGCUACAAGUGUGGUCGCAGAUUUGCACGUGGCGAUGCGCUUGCGCGACACAAUAAGGGUCAGGGUGGCUGUGCGGGCCGUCGCUCUAGCUUCGGCAUGGAUGACGAUCUCGGGGAUAAAGGUGACGAAGGCAUGGAUGGUGUCAUCUAUACUGGCGAGCCUGAUGGAGAGGGUGACGAAGACGAAGAUGGCAGUCGGCGCGUCAGUGAGCCGGCGCGUAAGAGACAAAACACUGGGAACUCUACCCAAGGUUCGUAUUCUCACCAUUCCAGCACUUAUCCGCCUAUUGCUGCGAACCGAAGCUCGAGUAGCCAGAACAACUUGCGCCCCUAUUACCCAGGGUCUUCUGCGCAGCCGACUGACGUCUCGCCCAAAGCAGCUCCUACCAGCAUCUCGUCGAUUCAGAAUGCAAACACCCAAUCCAAUGUCUUCGCCCAGGGUGGUAUGACGGAAAGCCCAAGGCCAUUGUCGCCAGGCCAGCAGGAGCAGCAUCGUUUGGGUGCGCCCGAAAGCAGUCUCCCUGGCUCACGGUCUCCCAGCCUGUCGCAUCACAUGCACCAGCAGCAGAACUAUGCUCGCGGGAGGGGAACCCCUCCCGUUGGCCUGGCCCCGCCCAGUACAAGCAACGGUCCCCAUCUGCCCUCUCUACCCGGUCUUAGCCCUAUGCCCCUAAACAGGGCUCUCAAGGCGGAAAAAGCAAUGGUCCCACCGGGCAGCAUGUCCAGCCAUGGUGGUAGUGGCAGCAGCAUGCGUGAAGUCAUGGGUAACCAGGUCGAUGUAUGGCAGUACGUCCGCGAGAUAGAAGCUCGCAUGGCACGAAUGGAGAAGGAACACAACGACAAGAUUGCCACACUGCAAAAUGAGAUCACAACGCUCCGGGCCCAAUUGGCUCAGCAGCAUGUUAAUAACACGCAGGCCCAUCAGCAAGGCCAAUAG